Molecule: messenger RNA, 2349 nt
Organism: Etheostoma spectabile (orangethroat darter)
Lineage: Eukaryota; Metazoa; Chordata; Actinopteri; Perciformes; Percidae
Product: adhesion G-protein coupled receptor G2
Exons: 4
Coding region: 884-1324 (146 amino acids)
Biological process (GO): adenylate cyclase-activating G protein-coupled receptor signaling pathway
Cellular component (GO): plasma membrane
Molecular function (GO): G protein-coupled receptor activity
Source: RefSeq, a predicted model, not a curated record
UUUGCUGAAACUGCCACACUAUCCUGUUACUACAUUAAACAGAUUAUCAGUGGAAUCUUGAAAAUGCCAAUAGAAGCACAUUUUCCCACAGGUUAUCUGUUUCAUCUGCUACUGCAGGAUAUACAUAGUUUCAGAAAACAUGACAAAAACUUAUGUUUAUAAAAGUUACCAACUGAAACUUUAAUGUGAAAAGAACUGCAGUAGCAUCUUCUCUCUUUGUAGGGAAAAAGGUGAUCUGGAUCACAGAUGGCUGCAAGACAAAAGAAACCAAUGGCAGCAUCAAAAUCCAGUGCUCUCUUCUAAUAUUUUUUGCAAUACUCUUGGUAAAAUUAUUAUAUUAAGUAAUUCCAGAUUCAUCAUUCCACACAUAGUAUAACACAUCCUUCCCUAAAUCAGUCCCAUCCACCUGGAAAUCUGACCUACAGUACAUCACUUCAAUCGGCUUUGGCUUGUCAAUGUUUUUCUUAGCGGCGGCUCUUUUCAUGUAUUGUUGUGUAAGGGCAACCAUUUUUCAAAUUUUAACAUAUAAUAUUAAAGGUUUUUGCUGACACAAACCUAACUCCCCCCCACAGAAAAGGGAAAGCAAGCCAAGCAACUAAGAUCUUGAUGAACCUCUUUGUUUCCAUGUUCUACCGGAAUUUGUCCUUCCUGGUAAAUGAGAGCAUUGCCAACCUGGGAAACUUUGGGGCGUGCGUGGCGGUGGCAGCAGUUAUGCACUACACUAUGUUAGCCACCAUUUCCUGUUUUUCAAUAGAGGGUCUACACUUGUACUUGACUCUACAGAAGUUUCCCACUGACAUCAAACGUUACAUGAUGAAGAUUUGCAUCACAGGAUGGGGCACACCAGCUGUAAGGUCUUGUUGCUUUGAGACAAUAUGAUGACAUGGUCAUUUCCACCGAUGAUGGGAAUUCAGCAAAAAUGUGCUGGAACUCUAAUGCUGUUGUCCACCAGGGGGUGAACAUUGGUUACUAUGCUGUAGUGUUCAUCUUCACCUUCAUCCUAUUUAUCAUGACUGUGCAGAGGAUUGUUCUCCAGAACACUGCAGCAGGGAAAGCUCAAGCCACCAGCUCCAUCAAGACAAACUCUUUCUCCAUUCUAGGCCUGUUCCUCCAGCUCGGCAUCACCUGGGCUUUUGCUGUUUUCAGCUACGGACCUCUACUCAUAGCCUCCUACUACAUCUUCACCAUCCUCAACUCCUUUCAAGGUUUCUUCCUGUUCAUCUAUUAUUUCAAUUCCAGCACCAUCGCUAGAGAGGACCGAAGCUUUACAGCCAGCGGUAGCACCACAGACACAUCAAACACAGUUGUUACAAAUCCACAUUGACACUGCAUAUGCUCUUCAAGUGGGGACAGAAAGUGUUCCUUGCCAGAGAUAAUCUUGACACAAGAGGGCAGCAUUUUAUUUCAUGUAGUCAAGCAGAGCCUCUGUUGAAUGAGGUGCUGGUAAAAUGCAAUAAAAAAGCCACUAGCCAGCUAAUUUGGAUUACCUUUAUUGAGAAAAAUGACUAAUGAGUAAAGCACUGACACAGGAGAUGGAGUAAUCUCCAGGAAAUAAUUUGUGCUGAUGACUCAACAGAAGCACUGUUUUAUUCACUGUGAAACACACAGUAACUAUUUGUGAUUCAUUCAGAAUAUAUCACAAAGGUCCUAAAUCAAAGCUUAAGUCAUACACUGGAAUGUUAAAAUAUUCAAAGGUUCAGAAAAAUAUGACCGAUGUGGUUGUCAUAUGGACUAAAGAUGGCAAAGCACAAAGAAAAAAAAAAGGCACAGGGAAGUCUUAUCUCUCACCCUCCUUACAGUGUUUGGGGGCCGAGCUAGCCAGCUAGCGCUUUGCGUGCCUACAGAUAAUUACCUUGUGCCUACUGAGAGCAGUAUCCACUGUGCGGGGAGCCUUAACUGGCUAACAAGAAAUGAGCUCAUGGCUACCUAUAGUGAUAAGAGGCCUGAGGGCACGCCACUAUGUUGAAACUGUUCUCUGAAAUAUGGCUGUAGUUAACUAGCAUUUAAACCUUUUAAUAAGUGGAGUGUAUCUUGGUGAAAUGCAUGUUAAUGACCAUUGCAAUUGUGUAUUUUUUGUGUGUGUAAUUGUCUCCUACCGAAUUAAUGUAUUAAAUAUGUUUAUAACAGAUACAAUCUUAAAACAUUAACCAUGAUAAAUAAGUUUUAGAUAUAUAAGUUUGGAUAAAGAUAUAUACGGACGCCUGCUUUCUUUUCUAUUUGUUUUUGUGUUCUAAUAAGCCUUAAAAGGAACACACAUCUUUUAUUGAAAUGUUUGUUAAGGCUUGUCAAGGUUUGCUUUUAAUACAAUAUAGUAAGGUAUGAUCCUUGAUUCAGCAUCUCAGGACAACA